AUGAACUCUAGAUUGCCCUCUCAGCAAGCGCUGAGUGCUCUUGAGGCGCUUGAAGACGCUUUGCGGUGCCAGAUCUGCAAAGAUCUUAUGACUGCGCCAGUUAUUACUGGCUGCAGCCAUACAUUUUGCUCACUAUGUAUCCGACGGGUCCUCGUAGACGAUGGACGAUGCCCGGUAUGUCGGCAUACAGAGGAUGAGCAGCGGUUGCGUAAAAAUACAGCAGUUGAGGAUGCAAUUGAGGCGUAUAUACGUGGAAGACCUGCUUUUGACAGCGUCUGCUCUGUGCAGACGGGUUUCUGCUGUCCCCGUGUCGAGUGUCCCGUGUGUGGACGGGCUGUCGACGAGGCAGACGCACAGGUACACGUCAAUGCCUGCCUGGCAGGCAGUGUCCCGCGGCCUGCCAAGCUGCCACGUGUUAAUUACGCCCUUUGGACGGAAACACGGCUGCGUGCAGAGCUGCGGGCACUUGGCCUGCGGACAGCCGGCGACAAAGCAAUGCUUCAGCGGCGACAUGCAGAAUGGAUCAAUUUAUGGAACGCAAAUACUGAUGCAAAACACCCGUUAACCCGUACGGAUCUUAUACGACGUCUCGAGCGUUGGGAGCGCACUGCACGUACUCUGCAGCCAAGUAUUCGCGAGGUUGCACGUGACUCGUGGCUGCGGACACACCGCGACGCGUUCGCGCAGCUCGCGUCGAGUGCGCGUCAAUCUAUUAAGGAUACAUGUGUGUCCUCAAGUAGCGACUGCAAGCACACAGAGAGAGAGACGGAACAAAGCACAGAAAACACAAAGACAGAGCCAAACAUAUAG
Molecule: messenger RNA, 810 nt
Organism: Pneumocystis jirovecii RU7
Lineage: Eukaryota; Fungi; Ascomycota; Pneumocystomycetes; Pneumocystales; Pneumocystaceae
Product: DNA repair protein rad18
Exons: 2
Coding region: 1-810 (269 amino acids)
Biological process (GO): protein monoubiquitination; DNA damage tolerance
Cellular component (GO): nucleus; Rad6-Rad18 complex
Molecular function (GO): single-stranded DNA binding; ubiquitin protein ligase activity
Source: RefSeq, a predicted model, not a curated record